Molecule: messenger RNA, 331 nt
Organism: Racocetra fulgida
Lineage: Eukaryota; Fungi; Glomeromycota; Glomeromycetes; Diversisporales; Gigasporaceae
Source: the annotation of a GenBank genome assembly
CAAUGGGGGUGGUGAAGGAUCAUCAAAUUUCAUCGAUUUUGCGCCUCUUAUUGAUCAGACACCAAUUACAGUUCAUCCUCGAUUACCACUCGAAACUGUUAUGGAUUUAUUCAAAAAAAUGGGGUUAGUUGGCCUUGUAACUGUUAAAGAUGUGUUAAAAUAUAUUGCGCAAAGGGAUGCUAAAGUACAGAACGAAGAUACUAGAGAUACUGAAAACACUGAUAAUACAGAUUCUAACGGUUUUAUUUAUGGAAACAGAAGGAGUUUACGGAGGAAACGUAGUAUGAUUUCAUUAUCAGAAUUGGGAAAAAGGAACGAGCGUAAUUCAUAG